Mytilus californianus (California mussel) is the source of this 5059-nucleotide messenger RNA. RefSeq names its product serine/threonine-protein kinase dyf-5-like. The record is from RefSeq and is a predicted model, not a curated record. Gene Ontology annotation, molecular function: protein serine/threonine kinase activity; ATP binding. NCBI's taxonomy places the organism in Eukaryota, Metazoa, Mollusca, Bivalvia, Mytilida, Mytilidae. Bases 205 to 1977 code for a protein of 590 amino acids. The transcript is spliced from 15 exons. Gene Ontology annotation, cellular component: nucleus; cilium; cytoplasm. Gene Ontology annotation, biological process: intraciliary transport; cilium assembly; protein phosphorylation.
CAAAUAGCAACAACUGUCAUGGCGGAGUGUAUUAGUGACCAUCUAACUUUGACGAAGACCUGUUUUGGUUGACAUGCCACACUCUCCAUUGAUUUGCUUUCAUUUUUUGUAUAUAUUUCACUGUGCUUUCAACUCACAAACGUUGUUUAGUGUAUGUACAUAAAUCAUUAGCUUGCUCCAUGUGAAAAUAUAAGAACAGAUAUAAUGAAUCGAUACCAGAUAUUUAAACAGUUAGGAGAUGGGACUUAUGGAAGUGUUUUGUUGGCUAAAAGUAUAGAAAACCAAGAAAGUGUUGCCAUAAAAAAAAUGAAGAAGAAAUAUUAUUCGUGGGAUGAGUGUUUAAAUCUACGAGAAGUAAAGUCUUUAAGGAAAUUGAACCAUCCAAAUAUAGUUCGACUAAAAGAAGUUAUACGAGAAAAUGAUCAACUGUUUUUUGUGUUCGAAUUUAUGAAAGAAAACUUAUAUCAGUUAAUGAAAGACAGAGAUAAGUUGUUUCCUGAGUCAGUAGUACGGAACAUCAUUUACCAAGUUCUACAAGGUUUAGCAUUUAUGCAUAAACAUGGUUUCUUCCACAGAGAUUUAAAGCCAGAAAAUUUAUUAUGUACUGGCGCUGAUUGUUGUAAAAUAGCAGAUUUUGGUCUUGCCAGAGAAAUUAGGUCAAGGCCACCAUACACAGAUUAUGUCUCAACAAGAUGGUACAGAGCCCCAGAAAUCUUGUUACGGUCUGUGAACUAUAAUUCUCCAAUAGACUUAUUUGCUGUUGGUGCAAUAAUGGCAGAAUUAUACACAUUGAGACCAUUGUUCCCAGGCACUUCAGAAAUAGAUCAAAUAUUCAAAAUUUGCUCUAUAUUGGGAACUCCUCAAAAGGAUGAAUGGGAAGAAGGAUAUAAACUGGCUGCUGCAAUGAACUUCCGUUGGCCUCAGUGUGUAACUACAAACCUAAAGACUAUUAUACCACAUGCCAGUCCAGAAUCUCUUCAUCUUAUGAAAGAUAUGUUAUUGUGGAACCCCAGUAAACGACCAACAGCUAGUCAGAGUCUGAAGUACCAGUAUUUUAAUGUGGGUCAGAAUCUUGGCUUACAACAGACAGUCAGACCGUCACCAACUAUACAAAAUAAUCCAUCACCUGUCAUUUCACCACAAAAACCAAAGCAAGAAGAGAAAAUGUACAACUAUAAUCCAUCUUUCAACCAAAAUUCACCAUAUCACCAACCAUCACCGACUCACCAAGCAACACCACAGUUCCAAGCAUCACCACAACCAUUUACUGAAAAGAAAAGUAACCCAAUGGUAGCACCUUCAUAUGGAAAACAGAUAGAUAAUGAUGCAUUUGCUGUGUCAGUAAAGAAAAAACCUCAGCAGAGUGGAAGAAAACGUUGGGGGGCUGGAUUGUCAGAGACGUGGGAUGAUUGGGAUGACUUUGACUUUGGUGCACCAAAAAAGCCAGCACACAAACAUGUAGCAGCCAAACCUUUACCGUCCAUUGGUCCCAAAAGGGAUGUGUUUGGUAAAGAAAAUGAUGAUGAAGACGACUUUUUAACGAGUAUAUUAAACAAGAAGAAUGUAAAUAAGGCUCAACCCCGUGUUCCCUCUGGAAGAUCAUCUGCUUCUUCUGCAAAAAAUCAUUAUCUUAGUAAAUCACGAUACCUGCCAGGUAUUAAUCCAAAGAGCAGUGCCAAAAAAGAAACACCAAGCUACGGUGCAUUAUUAGGUGCCAAGGCAUCUCCUGGUGGAAUCUCAAAUGUCAGCAGGCCUUCAAUAGGUCCAAUAGGAAGUACAAGAAAUAAUGCAGAUGCGGGAUAUGUUCCUUCGUUUAUGUCAACCACAAAGAACACAAAUUACCCACCAGUUAGUUGGAAGAGGGCACAGCCAGGACCUUUAUCUAUGAACAAGAACUCAGCAGGACUGGGUGGUAAACCUGUAGGGGGUGGUACACAUGGACGCACUGACUGGGCUGCUAAGUAUCUAAAGUCAUGAGAAGAAGUUGACAUUAGGUGUUGUUCAAACAAUCAAGUGCCACACAACGUCCACACACUGUGAUACAUUGUUAUUUUGUUGUUAUUUUGUCUCAUACUUUUUGUUAAAGAUUCUUGUGUCUUACAUGUGGGGAAUAAACAUUAUUCUAUUAAAUGAUCCAGACAAUAUUAUGUCUGAUCGAGGGUGGUUUUGAGAUUAGAUGUAGUCUGUAAGGAUAGUACAUACUAAAGAUUUCUUGCCACUAACAUCAUGAUGUAGUUAAUAACAUUUAUAAAUCAAUUUUUCCUUUCAAGUACUGGAUUUAUAAUUCUUUUGGAUUUUUUGUUGAUUUUUUUUUUUAUUAACUGCAUUUUUGUGCCAUUAAAUAUUUAUUAAAACGGGAAAAGUAAUAGAAAGUUUGAAGAAGUUAACUUAAAGUUAAGAGGAAUAUGAAAUAUAUGUAUUUAGGUAAUAUGGUAUUGAAUUUGAGCAUGUAACAUGGAAAACCUUUUCUAAUCAAGAUUAAAUGGGUUUCUGUAUUGUUUUAUUGUUUGUGAAAAUGGUAAAUCUAAAAAGAUCUUUGAAGUGCUUAAUAAGAAAUAUUUAUUUAUACUGUGCUUUUGUUUGAAAAUGUCAAUAAGUAAAAAAAGAAGUAAAAUGUAUGAGAGAGGUAAUACCUGAGUGAUUUAAACUUCAGUUUAUCGUAAUAUAAGUGAAAGAAAGUUGCAUUUUUUGUCUUACACUUCCACUCAACUCUAUAAGACAUUUUAUUCUUUUCUUCUCCUCUCAUGAAACUAUAUGCACAGGUUUGAACAUCUUGGGCAAGCUGUUCAAGUGUCAUACUUUGUGGCAACACUGCUUCCUAUUUAGUAUCCUGUUCAAUCAUAUUUUUAAAUGUUCUGAAAUACUCAGUCUAUCUGAAGAGUAAAGUUACCAUAAAAGAUGUACAGAAGGUUCUCAUUGAAAAGUAGAACCAAUGAAAGGUGUACUGUGGAUUCAUUAUUAUUCGUUGGAUACCAAUUUUCGUGGGCUUCGUGGGGACAUUUUAACCACAAAUUCAAAUGUUAAACGAAUAACAAAUUUCUAAAGGCUUUGUAUGUAGAGAUUCGCAAAACCACGAAAUCAAAUACCCACGAAAAUGCAAGUUUUCCUCAAUCCACGAAAAUUGAUACCCGCGAAAAUAAAUGAAUCCACAGUAAUUGCCACAGUAAAAUUGUUAUAGAAGGUUAGGCUGUGUCUUUAUUCUAGUAAGUAGACAGGAUCAACUAUACUUCAUGAUUUGUGUUACGUGUGUCCAUUUGUUAAAAAUAUGGUUUUCAGGGUAAUUUACAUUCCUAAUUUCAUUUCAUUUUAUGUAUACUUAAAACAAGUUGCAAAUUCAGAGCAGUUAGUUUUUUUCCCAAUACAUAAUUUUAAUACAGGCCAUACCUAAUUGUAACUGCAGAUUCUCUAGCUUAGACACUAGUCAUUCUAAUGUAAAUUUUAUGGGAAUUGGCUUUAGCUAAACAUUAUGUUCAUUGGAAUUUGUUUGUCUUUAAAGUAAUGGGUAUAUUACAUGCACGCAAAGUCAUAGCUAUUGUCUUCCUUUUUUAUGCCUUUUGAAGCUCUGAAGACUAAUCAAACUUUAUUUUCAAUUUUUUUUAAUAAGCUUUUUAAUCAAAUAUACUCUCAGAUCAUGCAUAUAAUGCUACUUAAGUGUAUCAUCUCACAUUAUGUAGACAAUUUCUCAGAAUGAAAUGUGGAUUGAUAAAUUGUUAAAUCAUGUAUCAAGAGAUUCUUUAAUUUAUGGAGUGACCUUCAAACUUUACUUGGUUUGAAAAGGUGUCUUCACUUGUUAAGAUUUGUACAUAGUUGUUGCACCUUUGUUGUUGAUUACAAAUUUACUCAUUUGCAUGUCAUGUUUUAUUACAGAAAUAAGAAUCAUAUUUUAUUGCAAGGUUAAAUGAUGAUUCUUCAACUAUAUUAUUUCAGAACAGAACUUUACAUUUAACUUGAAACCUGUGCUAGUUAAGCUAAUUUUCAGUAGAGCCAACUUUCUGAUGUUUGUCCUUGGGGAAAAACUAUACAUAUAUAACAGGGCAUUGUUUUCUUUUAGUGGCGCAUAAAGAUAAGCUAUUAAUUUUUUUGGAUGGCGUUUGGAAAUAAAUCAAUGUAGCAUUUUGAAUUUUGCAGAGUUGUAAUAUAUUGUUUUGAUACUUGGAAACUUUCUUUAGACUACCUCAGUAUUUUUUUAUUAUUAUGGUGUUGUAUAAAGAUUAAGGGUUAUGACCAGAAUGUUUUGAAAAAGUUCAGUGGUUUUCUCCAGUCACCCUAGCUUCAUCCACCAAUAAAAACUGACUUCCACUAUAUAGCCAAAAGUACUGAAAGUGGCAUUAAACGCCAACAAUCAAUCAAUCUAAAAAAUGGAAGUACUAUAAAACAUUUUCCCACUUUAAUGAAGAAACCUGUACAGUUAGUAGUUCUUUAAAUCAGUUUUCAUGAAAUGUUUCAGUUGCAUGAAAACUUUAGCUAGUGCCAUACAAUAUGAUAGUUUUGCACAGAGAGAAAGUUGAUUUUUCUAUACAAUUGAUUCAUUAUUUUUUAAAGGUAAUGGUUCUUAUAUGCAGUAACAUUUCAUAUUGAAGAAUCAUUUUAAUAUUUGGAGGGGUUUUGUUGUCUUAAAUGAUUUAGAAGAAGACUGUUUGUUGUUGAUAAGAAAAUAGCCAAUUACAGUUAAAACAUGAGUAAGUGACACUCAGUUUAUAUACUACUAUCUAUAUUCAUUAUUGGUAUUUUUUUUAGACAAAAUGAAUAAUGGCUUUAGACAAACACAUGACAGUCUAAAUUAAUAAACACAUUUUUUUACAUAUUAUAAAAAAAUACCAUAUCAAAUAUUACUUGAACAUGUUUUUUGAGAGAGAAUACUAGGGAGAAAGUAGACUGAUGCAUGGUAAAGAGAGUGCAGUGAUUUAAAUGUUGUUAUUUUUUUGUUUUAUAUAUAUUAAAAUUUCAGACAUUUGUACUUUACUUAAGCAUGAAUUAUGAUGUAGUAUCAUUUAUGAUCAAGAAAUAUGGCAUAUAGUUAUUAUAUGAUCACACCAAAUAAAAAGAAGUUGAAUUUCAA